This is a messenger RNA of Myripristis murdjan (pinecone soldierfish), 3156 nucleotides long. It is a transcript of the gene mysm1, whose product is annotated as Myb-like, SWIRM and MPN domains 1. The record is from RefSeq and is a predicted model, not a curated record. Gene Ontology annotation, molecular function: protein binding; metallopeptidase activity. NCBI's taxonomy places the organism in Eukaryota, Metazoa, Chordata, Actinopteri, Holocentriformes, Holocentridae. The transcript has 20 exons. Bases 60 to 2765 code for a protein of 901 amino acids.
UCAGCCAGUGGCCGCUCUCGAUCCGUAGUUACGUUAGCUCGGCUAUAUCCCUAAACAACAUGACGGACGAAGUUGAUGUUGAUAUCGAGGGGGACGAAUUUGACGCCUCUGUUGGUGGUUUGGAGGGAGGCGGGCUGCUCCAGGACCAGUUCCUGCAGUCUGCGUGGAAGACCAGCACCGGCAUACUGCCAUGGGAGCUCGACAGCUCCAUCAGCGCAGAGAACAGAGAGGUGAUAGAGAAGAUGCUGCUGGAGGAACAAUAUUAUCUGACAGGUAAAGACAUUCCUAAUAAUGUUUGGCGCAAUGACACUAACACCAAGUCCAAAGUCAAGAAGUCUCCAACCAAGGCCUCAGCCUCAGGUGCCUCUUCUCGCUGGUCCCAACAGGAGAAGGAACUCUUUGAGGAAGGACUGGCUCAGUUUGGUCGAAGGUGGACGAAGAUUGCCAAGUUGGUGGGCAGCCGGACAGUUCUUCAAGUCAAGAGCUAUGCCAGGCAGUAUUUCAAACACAAGGCUAAAUCAGAAUCCAGAGCUGCAGCUCCCUCUGUAGGCCCAGUGAAGGACAUACAAGCUCUUCAGUCCACCUCCAGCCAUGUAUCUGCUCUGGCCAAUGCGGUCCGUAUAGAGAAGCUGUCUGACGAUGAGGAUGAGGAGGUCGACAUCACAGAUGACCUGAGUGAUAAUGGAGUGCUUGGCGAUAAGUCACAGGCUGUGCUCAAGACGGAGUCCUGUCAGUCGGGACAGUUUGCAGGGACCGAAAUCAACACUGACAGUCCCACACAAGGACAGAUCACACAGGUGGAGCCCAUCCAGAAUGAGGCUUGGCUGGCGUUGGUCGACAGCAGCAAUGAGAAGGUGGUGAAGGAUCAGCCUGGCCACAACACCACAUCUCAGCGAAGUCAUCAACUCUUAUCUCCAGUCCUUUGCUCUGAGGAGCUUGGUGUGCCCGGACUGGACGAGAAGGGUGGAGAGGUGAUCUCAUCUCUUCCAAAUAACCCUCCAGAAGGAGCAGGGGCUGAGUCAGAGAAGAUGACUGAUCAGCACCACGUACCUCAGAGCCAGAGCUCCCAGUGUGAGAGCUCUGAGGAAAAAUGUCCACUAGACGAGGCUUGCAUCAGUAGAGCAGAUUCUGGUGAAAAGGCCUACCAGAGUCCAAAUGAUAGACCAGAGGAAGACCAGGAGGGUGAGGAGGAUGAGGAAGAGGAGGAGCUUAAAGCCCCUGAACAGGAAAUAGAGAUGGACAUGGAGACUAUCACUGAGGACGAGAAACAAGCUAUCCCAGAGUUUUUUGAGGGACGGCCAUCCAAGACCCCUGAAAGAUAUCUGAAGAUUAGAAACUACAUCCUGGACCAGUGGUUGAAGAGCAAGCCAAAGUACCUGAACAAGACAUCAGUGCGCCCCGGCCUGAAGAACUGCGGAGACGUCAACUGCAUCGGCAGAGUGCACACCUACCUGGAACUCAUAGGAGCCAUCAACUUCAACUGUGAGCAAGCAGUUUAUAAUCGUCCCAAGGUGAUGGACCGCUCUAAGCAUAAGGAGGGCAAAGAUGCCCUGGAGGCUUACCAGCUCGCCCAGAGACUGCAGAGCAUGCGCACAAGGAAGCGCCGCGUGCGGGACAUCUGGGGAAACUGGUGCGAUGCCAGGGACUUGGAGGGGCAGACAUUUGAGCAUCUGAGCGCAGAGGAGCUGGCCCUGCGAAGAGAGGAGAUGAAGAAGCAGCCUAAACCCUGCAAGAUGUCUCGGCACAAAGGAUCAUUCGAUCCAUUCCAGUUGAUUCCUUGCAGAUCUUUUGGAGAAGAUGUACAGGAGCCGUUCCAGGUUAUAGUAUGUGCAGAGGCUCUUCUCAUCAUGGACAUGCAUGCCCAUGUGUCCCGGGGGGAAGUCAUCGGUCUGUUGGGGGGCGUUUUCAAUGACGAGGGCAAAGUACUGAAGAUCUGUGCAGCAGAGCCGUGUAACAGUGUGAGUACAGGUUUGCAGUGUGAGAUGGACCCUGUGUCUCAGACGCAGGCGUGUGAGAUGCUGUCGGCACUGGGCCUCAGUGUGGUGGGCUGGUACCACUCACACCCAACUUUCCAUCCCAACCCCUCUCUACGGGACAUCCACACGCAGGACCAGUUCCAGAGUUAUUUUUCACGUGGCGGAGCUCCCUUCAUAGGGAUGAUAGUGAGUCCAUACGACCCAGCCAACCCUUCCCCUCAUUCCCAGACCACCUGCCUGUUGGUGAGAGAAAACCAGGAACCCUCAGGCCCACAGAAGCUGCCCUACAAGUUUGACUUCUUGCCUUCCCAAGACAUUCCAGACUGGGAGCAGAUGUUGAGGAGAGCCCAGUGGAUCAUCCACAAAUACUCUCAAACACAGGGGAGUGUGCAGAUGGACAGGUUUUUCCGGCGGGACUCCCAUCUCACCUGUCUGGAGAAGAUGCUGUCAUCUUUGGCCAGGUACCUGGAGCCCCUGCCAGAUGAUGAGGGAGACCCCUUCCUCACCCAGAUCCAGACCCUGUUCCAGUCUGACUUUAUCGCCAAGCAGCCAUCUUACCAGGACGAAGGAGAAGCUUCAAAUGUGUCAUCCAGACCGACUGAGUCAGAUGACUUUGCUUUUGAUCAACCAAUCAGCAGUGAGAAACCACAGGAAGGAGACUGUGAUGGGGAGUCUAGCAGAGCUCCAGACUGGGAGCCCACCACAGAGACAACAAAUACAGAGACAGACAGCACUCCAGUUUUACAUCUAGGCUCUGUGUUAUUGACUGGACAUGAUUACUUACUAUAAUAUGUCUCUUUGUAGUCACCCUUUUGUAUUAUUUAACAAAAUAUAUACAGUAAAAAUACUACAAGAUUUUGUAGGAUUAUUACCAGUUUCUGUAUUUAGUUAUUUUUUUAACAAGUGACUUCUAUUUUACUAUUGUCCUGUAUAGACAAAAUUUGAAAGUUCACCUCAAAGUAUUUUACCUCAACAUCAGGAAUGACUGUCGAUAAGGAAAACUGUAUGUAUGUGUGUGUGUGUGUGUGUGUGUGUGUGUGUGUGUGUGUGUGUGUGUGUGUGUGUGUGUGUGUGUGUGUGUGUGUAGGUGUGAGUGGGUCUCAUCGGGUCAAAUCAGUUCAUUUCUCAUUUUUUCAGCUUGUUGCUUUUCAACACAAAGAAAAUAAAAUCUAUUUUCAUA